AAGAACAUUCGAUCAAAAUAAUAAUAAUAUGUUCUUUUUGAGGGUCUUAUCUGUUCCCAUAAAAUCCAGUCAAACGGGUCAAACAUUGCCACGUCAGAAAAGACAGCACGUUUUGUUAUGACAUGGGCCCAUUGCUCAUCGGCUCUUUCAGCCAUUCCGUGUGCGCAUAGUUGUAGACUUCGCAUUCACACUCUCUCUCUCUAAACCGCCGUGGAUCGAUCCCCACAGUCCUCCCAAAUUAUUAUAUAUAUAUAUAUAUAACCGUCGCCGAUCAUGGAUCCCGCCGGCAUUGGACCAUCCAAGACUACUGGAAUUGGCUGAUCAAUUAUACAUAUCUAUGGAUUACAACGCACUUUCAAAUUUCGAUUUUCCGGGAACGUCCGGCGGUGUCGCGGCGGCGGAGGAGCAGGUGAUGUUGGCUGAAAGUCGGCCGAAGAAACGCGCGGGGAGGAAGAAGUUCAAGGAGACUCGCCACCCGGUGUACCGCGGCGUGCGGCGGAGGGACGCCAACAAGUGGGUGUGCGAGCUCCGGGAGCCCACCAAGCAGAAGAGGGUCUGGCUGGGGACCUACCCUACCCCGGAGAUGGCGGCGCGUGCGCACGACGUGGCGGCGUUGGCGCUCAGGGGGCAGAUGGCCUGCUUGAAUUUCGCGGACUCAAUGUGGCGGCUGCCGGUCCCGGCCUCCACGGAGGCCAAGGACCUCCGGAAGGCGGCGGUGGAGGCGGCGAAGGCGUUUGGUCCGGGAGCUGGGGAGGAAGCUUGUGAGGGUCGAGAGGCGGCGGAGGCAGAGAAUUCGGAAUCGCAGGAAAUGUACGAUGGAAGUUUGUACGGAGAUUUUGGUGUUGGGGCACUGGCGGAGGCGGCGCUGCUGUCGCCGCCGCCGUGUGUAGGUUGGAAGUUCAGUUGGGAUGAUGAAGAAAGCGACGCCGAAGUGCAACUUUGGAGUUUCUGAUUAUUAAUUUAUGAUACUUUUAUUUAUAUACGUAUAGAUGACUGACGACUCAUCAUUUUUCGGCGAAAAAUAAGUACUUUUUACCACGUAUACUGUAAUGUUUUCUUUUUUCA
Molecule: messenger RNA, 1065 nt
Organism: Andrographis paniculata
Lineage: Eukaryota; Viridiplantae; Streptophyta; Magnoliopsida; Lamiales; Acanthaceae
Product: dehydration-responsive element-binding protein 1E-like
Exons: 1
Coding region: 338-952 (204 amino acids)
Biological process (GO): regulation of DNA-templated transcription
Molecular function (GO): DNA-binding transcription factor activity; DNA binding
Source: RefSeq, a predicted model, not a curated record